AUGGAACAACAAACGGCGACGGUGGCGACGGGGGAGCGGGAGGAGCGAAACCUCCAAUUCACAUCCUCAGUCCCCAUCCCGUACGUGUCGCCCGCCGUUUGGGCGAUGAUGGAUCCGUCCUUGCUGGCGCCCUCGCUCAGCGUAGAAGCCCUCGAGAACAACCUGGGGCAAGUGCUGGCGGUGCUGUCGGCGGUGACGCAGCAGCUGCGACCCGACGAGCAGCUCUCCUUCGAUGCCAUCGUGGCGGAGCUGACCAAGCCCGAGCUGCUCCACCACGAACAUCAGCACGUGCAGGGCCUCGUGCUCGACUGUCUGCGACAAGUCAGGCGAGAGCAGGACACCAGCAGCAGCCCGCAACCACCGAAGGCGAACACACCUCUGGAGAAGAAUCGGGCACACGGCAAGGCCCUCGCGGUGGCGGGAAAGGGUGCGAACCGAAAAGAGCGGCGACGGGCGCAGCCCGAGAUGGAGCACUGGCUCUCGGCGCCCGGCGAACUGGCCACCAUCAUCAAGAACAAGGACUGGUCACAGACACCCCUGGGUCCGCUCUCGCAAUGGCCGCUUGCGCUCAAGAUUGCGCUCACAGUGUGCCUCUGGUCCCGCUACUCAGUUGUACGUCGCAACUCUGCCACUGCCGAGGCUCUAGAGCCUUGCACGCCCUAUUCGGUGUGCUGGAGCACGAUUUGGGAGCAGCAGAGGCCGUUGCUCGACGGCGUCACCUUUUCCAAGAAGGCCAACUGGAUCGAAGACCAGCUGAAUUGCGUGGACCGGUUUGGCUACCUUGAGGAGGCCUACUUCACCUUCUCCUACAGCCCUUUGUUCCUCGAGGACAACUCGGUCGGCGGCAUCUUCUGUUCCUGCUCGGAGACCACGUCACGCGUCAUUGGCGAGCGUCAGCUGCGAGCGCUGCGCGACCUGGCUGCUCGAGGAGCAGAUGCAGAAUCGGCCAAGGGUGCGCUACACAUCACAGCCGAGGUCAUCAGCUCAUCGGGAAAGUGGGACAUCCCCUUUGCCAAUUUGUACCUGCUCGACGAGGGCAUGAAGCACGCGUUCCUGGAGGAAGUCGUCGGACGGCAGGAGAAGGGCUCCGUACUGUGCCCCUACAUCGUCACCAUCCCUCGACUAAGCCAGUCCAGCGACAGCGAUGGGAGUAGUGGCAGCAGCAGCGCAGGUGAGGAUCGAGAGGAGGAGCAGGGCGGGUUCUGGUGCGCCCUGUUUCACGAGGUCGUGACGACACGCACUUCGCAGUUCCUCGACCUCACCCAGUUCGGCGAGGAAGUGCCACUGUGUGUGGCUUGGGAAGAUCGGCCCAGGUCGUGUGUUAUAUUUCCGAUGCUGUCGCAAACGGAUGCGGACAAGGUGGUGGGGAUUCUUGUAGCUGGCGUGAACCCACGACACGAGCUAGACGACAACUACCGGAUAUUUUACAAUUUGUUCACCGGGCAUGCCGCGUCGGCUGUGACCAAUGCCAUGGCGCGCGAGGAGGAACGAAAGCGAGCAGAGUCCUUGGCUGAGUUGGACCGAGCCAAGACCACCUUUUUCUCCAAUAUUUCGCACGAGUUCCGAACGCCACUCACGCUCAUGCUCGGCCCUCUCGAGGAUCUGAUGGACAGUGCCGAGCUGCAGCUCGAGAAGGAGCAGCUGAUGCUCAUUCAUCGUAACGCGCUGCGACUGUACAAGCUGGUCAACUCACUGCUCGAUUUCUCGCGCAUCGAAGCUGGCCGGGCGCGCGCCGUCUUCGAGCCGGUCGACCUCAGCGCCUUCACCCAGGACCUCGCCUCAAUUUUCCGCUCGGCCACCGAAAGAGCGGGGCUAGACCUGUUGGUGGAUUGCUCGGAGCUGGAGCAGGCGGUCUACGUGGACAAGGACAUGUGGGAGAAGAUCGUGCUCAACCUGCUCUCCAACGCGCUCAAGUUCACCAUGCACGGCUACAUUCGCAUCAGCACCAAGGCCAUCUCCGAAACGCACGCCGAGCUGGCGGUGCAGGAUACGGGCAUCGGCAUUCCGUCCGAGGAGGUGCCCCUGUUGGGCAAACGUCUAGCCCUGGUCUUCGAGUUGGUGCGCCUCCACGGCGGCACCGUGUCGGUGGAAAGCAAAUUGGGCAAGGGCUCCACGUUUCGGGUGCGGCUUCCGUUUGGCACGCAGCACCUGCCGGCCAAUCAGAUCAAGCGCAUCGUGCGGACCCUGCCCGCGGCCUUUGCGGCGUCCGCGAAGUACCCAGCCUCGCCUCGCCAUCACCUCCCCGAGGGCGGCCAGCCGCAGCUGCCGCCGCACCAGCCGCAGCCGACGAAUGCGAACGCGGACGAGUACGACACGUCGCUGGCCGACGCCCGCAACUACUCGAAGACGGCGUCGUGGUGGCUGCCCUCGAUCCCGAUCGCGGCCUCGUCGUCGUCGCGCAACAGCUCGUCGAUGUCGUCGGCCUCGUCGUCGUCGUCGUCUUCGUCAUCGUCAUCGUCGGCCUCGUCGUCGCCCGUGCUGUCGCUGUCGUCGUCACCGUCGUCCUCGUCGCCGGAGAUGCCGUCGUCGCCGCGAUCGCGCACGGCCUCCACCUUCAGCGUGCUCUCCGACAAGCACAGCAAGCGGUCCAAAAAGAAAAGAGGCAAGGACACCAAGGCGCGAGUGCUGCUGGUGGACGACAAUUUUGAUAUGCGCGAAUACGUCGCGCGACUACUGAGCACCAAGUACGAAGUCAUCAGCGCCGCCAAUGGUUUGGAAGCGCUGAGCGUGCUGCGAUCCGGGCCGAAUGCCAUCGACCUAGUACUGACCGAUGUCAUGAUGCCCUUCCUGGACGGUUUUUGGACUCCUCAAAGAGCUUCGGUCGCGAGACGAGACGCGCAUGUUGCCGGUGAUUAUGCUGUCGGCGCGAGCAGGCGAGGAGGCCAGCGCCGAGGGCCUGGCCGAGGGGGCCGACGACUACCUCAUCAAGCCCUUCACCGCGCGCGAGCUGCUGUCCCGCGUGUCGUCGCACCUGCGGAUGGCCCGCAUGCGCAUGGAGGCGGCCGACACCGAGCACACGCUGAGGAUGGACGUGGCCGAGGGCAAGGAGCGGCUCGAGCGCAUCCUGGCCUCGAUCCAGGACGCCUUCGUGUCGCUCGACGCCCGGCUGCGCUACUCGUUCGUCAACACCAACGCCGCCUUACUUCUCGGCGCCAAGAAAGAGGAUAUGGUGGGCCACAACGUGUGGCGAUUCAUGGUCGACACGGAGGACCGCGUGGUGCGACGCAACCUGGAGCGGGCGGUGAAGGAGAAGGUGGACCUCGUGUUCGACUAUUACUACAACAACCGGGACCGCUGGUACGAGAGCCGGAUUUAUCCGGGAGCCGACGGAGGCGUCACGCUGUACACGAUCGACGUCACCGCGCGAAAGAAGUCCGAGAUCCGGCUCGGCCUUAUGUCCCAGGUCGGUCGGUUGCUGUCGGCCAGCGUCGACAGCCAUCUGCCCUCGCUGCUCUCCGGCGCUCUCAAGAUCAUCGCAGGUUCGGUGGUGGCGGACUGGUGCAUUCUCGACGUGGUCGCCGAGAACAACACCCUACAGCGCAUCGCCACGCCCCAGGCCGCCACCCAGCUCUGGCAGCUGCACAAGCUCCCAUCGCCAGCAGCGGGGGACAAGGGCAAGAGGGUGACGGGCGGCAAGAAGUACUUCAAGGAGCUGGAGCUGUGCAACGGAGAGCGCGUGGGGAUCGAGUGCGGGUUGCCCAACCCCGACGACUUCUUCGUGUGCUACCUCGAAGGCCGCGGCAAGAUCUUCGGCUGCUGGCUCUUCGCCCGACACCCGUUCCUUCAGUCUGGCUUCCACCACGAGGACAUUGCGACGGGCGAGGAGCUGGCGCGACGAGCGUCGAUGGCGAUUGA
Molecule: messenger RNA, 3855 nt
Organism: Acanthamoeba castellanii str. Neff
Lineage: Eukaryota; Discosea; Longamoebia; Acanthamoebidae
Product: ATPase/histidine kinase/DNA gyrase B/HSP90 domain containing protein
Exons: 23
Coding region: 1-3855 (1284 amino acids)
Biological process (GO): phosphorylation; phosphorelay signal transduction system
Molecular function (GO): phosphorelay sensor kinase activity
Source: RefSeq, a predicted model, not a curated record